AUGCGCUUCCAGACUAAGGGUCGACAGGAGCAGUCAAAUGCUGCGACUCUGCGAGUUACGUUUAAUGGCGGUGCUUCUCGACUGCGGUCUCCAUAUCUAUUACGCAUCAUGGAUAGGACACCGGUGAAGAUGCACGUUUACUCAAAUGUGACGAAAUGGGAACGAGUCAGAAUUCAGCACGUGACGGCGUCAGCUCCGAACAAAAUCUGGCUGACAACCGUCACGUUCAAUAUUGACCGCGGAAUCCAACGACCGAGUGUGGCGGAUAGAAUGGGGGUCGUCGCAGAUUGGUUAGCUUGGUCCGGUCUACACAUCAAUGGUAUCUUUGAUACGGUCAACUGGCUUUCCCAAAAUUUAACCAAGCCUGAGGAAGGCAUCGGAUCGAGCGUAGCGUCUCGAAUUGUGGUCAGAGCAGGCAUUGGAUCCGAAAGGGUCUCGUCCGCGGGUCCAAGAUGGCCUGGCGAACUCAAUUCUCUCUUUGGAAAGGCCACUCCAUAUUCGGCGGAUUAUUUCCGCCAACUGACAAGCUCAAUGAUGCAGCCACAGACAAAGGAUGAAAUUCUUUUUCGGAAUCACAUAGCUAUCCACUCUUUCGAUGCUGGAUCUCCCACAACGAGGCCAUCCAAGUUUCUAUUGUCGAAUAUAUCAUAUAUUUGCUACCUCCCCAAUAGAAAGAAUAAUAUCGAAUCAAAAAAGAAGAACGACUUGCGUCUCUUCGUGUCGAGUGAGGAUUACUUUACGGCCAACUUAUGUUUUUUAAAUGCACCAGCACAGACGGGCAUUGAAGGUGUUGUCUCGCGUUAUGAUGAUCUUAUCGCCGUCCGUGCCCAGCAAAGCAACUUGGAGGGUGGCACUGAUCUUUGGCAUGUGACUGGACAAUUUUUGGCUAGACGCUUGUGCAAUGAAUGCGGGUACACCGGACGUAUACCCUACUGGAAUGAAGCCCCUGACACCGGUGCAUUCAACGAAUUCGCCCUUGUAUGGGAAUUCGGAGGUGAAGGUUCCAAGGAAAACAAGUACGCCGUUGUCGAUGGUCCCUUUGCAAAUAUAACCCUUCACCUUGGUUCGGGGGAAAUUGACACACCUCAUCUACUGACAUGGGAAUGCGAUUGGUGGAACUCAACUUGGGGUUUCAAAACCUGCUUUUUGCAACCAUUCAUCGCGGUGGCCGUAAUACCGUCGAAGAUGAACAACAUACGCACAGCGCCUAAUGACCCACUUUUUUGGCUGCACCAUUCAUAUACAGGCUACGCGACUAUGGUGGAAAUGGCAAGGAACAACGAAACAAGAAUCUAUGAUCUCCUAGGGGCGGGCCAUGAAACUCAAGCGGAGCCUAAGACCGGGAAAACGGUACUAAACCUGCUUGGCGUCCUACCUAAUGGGACCGUCGAGCAAGUCCUGGAUAUUCAAGGCGAUUACCUUUGCUACAUUUAUGCCUGA
Guyanagaster necrorhizus is the source of this 1440-nucleotide messenger RNA. RefSeq lists its product as uncharacterized. The record is from RefSeq and is a predicted model, not a curated record. The transcript has 17 exons. Lineage: Eukaryota; Fungi; Basidiomycota; Agaricomycetes; Agaricales; Physalacriaceae. Bases 1 to 1440 code for a protein of 479 amino acids.